CGGCAGGGCUUGCUCACCCGCCAGUCUCCGCCUCCCUCAGCUGGCUUGGUAGCUGUUAUUGUUGAUGCAAAAGCAUAAGGCCACCCAAGAUGGAAGAACUGCAGUCCCACCCAGGCGUGGUUUUCCUAAAUGUGGCUCCAAACUAUGUGCCCCACACCAAGGUGGAAUGUCACUACAACCUUCCCCCGGGUAUGAAACCUUCAACCAGAGACUGGAUUGGGAUCUUCAAGGUGGAAGCCUCUUCAGUCCGUGAUUACUACACCUUUGUGUGGUGCACCCUGCCAGAUGGGGGAUCCUCUGCAGGAGCUCUUCUUCACUGUAGCGUCCAGUUCCAAGCCAGCUACUUGCCAAAGCCAGGUCCCCAGCAAUACCAGUUCCGUUAUGUGGAUCGCCGUGGUGAAGCUCGUGGUCAAAGCUCCCCUUUCCAGUUCAGUGAGCCACGGCCUAUGGAUGAGCUUGUCACCCUGGAGGAGGCGAGCGAUGACGGUGCGGGCACAGACAUGCUGUUGGUUGUCCCCAAGGCCACUCUGCUAGAGACCCAGCUGGAGGCGAGCCGGCAGGAGCAAGGAGCCCUUCUGAGGGAGUCGUGCCGCCUGAAGGAUGAGGUUCAGGAACUGAGAAGUCGUGUGGAUGAACUCGAAGCAGCCCUCAGCUCACUGCGUGAUGAACAUACCAAGCUGGCCAGACAGUACAAGGAAUUAUCAGAUUCUUACGAGGAAGUGUCCAAGCAGAAAGAGACCCUGAGCCUUCAAGAAACUGAGCACUUGGCCCGGAUCCGAGAACUAGAGGGCGAUAUCCAGGCAAUGGGUGAGAAGAUGCUGCAGAGGGAGACAGAACUCGACAGGGUGAAGGACACUGUCAAGUCUCUUCUGCGGGAGCAAGAACAGAUUCACAAUCAGCUGAAAGAGGAAAAUGCCGAAAAGGAGCAGUACCAGGUGAAGCUGCAGGCCUCGGAGGAGGAGAGCCGCAGCUUGGCUUCUGAUCUGUUAGAAGCCAAGACCCUUCACGGUGAGAGGGUCUCACAGACUGUCCUGCUGAAGGAGGACAUCAACAAGUUGCAGCAGAAGCUCGCUGCCGCUAACCGUCGCACCGCACAGAUGGACGCCUUGUGUGAGCAACUUCGCUCCACGCAGGACAUCCUGGCAGCCAGCCAGCAGAAGGUGGCGCUGUUGGGGGAAGAGUUGGCCAGUGCUGCCUCUAUCCGGGACCGUACCAUCUCUGACCUGCACAAGAGCCGCCUAGAAGCAGCGGAGAUCAACAUCAAGCUGGCCGACAUGACCCUCAAGUGGAAGGAGGGCAAAGGGCAGUGGUGGAAGGAGAAGGCCACUCUGUUGCAGAACAUGGAGGUGGAAAAGGACAAGAUCCUGAAACUGAGUGCUGAAGUGUUGCGCCUAGAGAAGACUCUGCAAGAAGAGCGGGCACAGUGCCAGGUCUUGCGCAUGGAGCUGGCACAAGAGCGUGACUCCAGUCUGGUGCAAGUCUCUGAGACCCGCCGGGAGUUGCGUGAGCUUCGGGCUGCACUGCAGGUUGCCCAGAAGGAGAAGGAGCAUCUGCAGGCCGAAAAGCAGGAGUUGCUGACGUACAUACGGCGCCUUGAAGAGCGUCUGGAGAAAGUAGCCGAUGAGAAAUGGAGUGAGUCGGUUCUAGAUGAUGAAGAGGACAUGGUGCAGAAUGCUCAUGGCUCCCUGGACUCUGCACUGUCCGACUCCGAGGACGAGUGCCCCGAGGACAUGCGACUGCCUGCCCAGCUUGGUUCCUACAGCCUAUGUGACAACCGAGUAGUUACCACCACACCACCCUGUGCCCGCGAACAGGCUCAUGCUGUGGUCAUCAGCCAACCUGCACCCAUUGCUGGUCAGAUCAAACAACCACCUGAGGACUCCAGUUCUGACUCGGAGGCAGAGGAUGAGAAGGCCGUCCUGAUGGCAGCUGUGCAGAGCGGUGGCGAGGAAACCAAUCUCCUUCUUCCAGAGCUUGGCAAUGGCUUCUACGAGGUAGCCAGUGGACUGACAGCGCGGCAGAUGUCAGAAUCGGGGCCCUGUGGGAUGGGUGCAUCCCCCCUGGACCUGCCCUCACCGUCGCUCUGGAAGGAGUGCCCCAUCUGCCACGAGCGCUUUCCACCCGAGAGCGACAAGGAAGCCCUGGAUUCGCAUGUUGAUGGGCACUUCUUUUUUAACACUCAUGACCCUUUUCCUUUUGAGUGACUUCCAUUUCCUCCCCCAUCCCACUGUGUCCCCAUUGGCUUCCCCUCACCCUCUUCAGUGGGACCCAGGCUGUGUAUCUUCUCCCUUCCAUGGGGAGUCUUGUAAGAUGAAUACUGUGCCCCUGCGGAGUGGCAUCAGGUGCCAAGGGACAACAAAGGGGAAGUUGUCUUCUUCCUGGGGCCUUCUCCAAAGCAGUGUAGUCAGCCAGUUUGCAGUGGGAGGCACAAAGUAAGU
This is a messenger RNA of Heteronotia binoei (common prickly gecko), 2438 nucleotides long. It is a transcript of the gene CALCOCO1, whose product is annotated as calcium binding and coiled-coil domain 1. Lineage: Eukaryota; Metazoa; Chordata; Lepidosauria; Squamata; Gekkonidae. The coding region runs from base 90 to 2204 and encodes 704 amino acids. The record is from RefSeq and is a predicted model, not a curated record. The transcript has 15 exons.